This is a messenger RNA of Thrips palmi, 4876 nucleotides long. Its product is annotated as serine/threonine-protein kinase 11-interacting protein. The transcript has 22 exons. Gene Ontology annotation, molecular function: protein binding. The record is from RefSeq and is a predicted model, not a curated record. Gene Ontology annotation, cellular component: cytoplasm. The coding region runs from base 153 to 4145 and encodes 1330 amino acids. Lineage: Eukaryota; Metazoa; Arthropoda; Insecta; Thysanoptera; Thripidae.
CUGAAUGAAGAUCUUUGAAAGCACACUGUUGACAUUGACCCCCUGUUUACAACUGUCAUGUGUUAGAGCUUGCCUUUUUUUGUUCUAUUACAUAACUUUACUCUUUAGAAAGAAGUCAUGUUCUUCUAACAAAAAUGUGACGCAGUCCUACAAUGGUGCUUCAAACAAUGGCUCCUGAGACUACCAAUUGGCAAGAUUUGCGCAGCUUGGCCACACUUCUGAGAGAUAAUGGUGAUCGUGUACUAAGUGGCAACAGCAAAUUAAGACUCACAUCUGCUCUCUUAUCAAAGUUGAAUGCAGCAUUCUCAAGCAUUUCUCUCCUUGGUUCCAAUGGAGAUUUUCAAGUUACUUCUGCACAUGCCUCCCAACCUCCCACAACUGCCCAGCUACACUUCUUGCAUGAUUUUGUACAAAAGACUGUUGGACUGACUCUAACAGGCAAUGGAAUAUGCAAAAGAGACUUGGUUAAUGCUCACCCAACAAUUGACUUGAGUCGAUUCAAAUCACUUCGUCAUCUUGAACUGCGAAGCUGCAUUCUUUCCCAUGGCUCUGUACCAAACCAAACGCUUGAGGGCCUCUCAACUCUGCGAUCACAGUUGGAGGCCCUAGUGCUAGUACAAGUUUAUCAUUCAGAGGAUCUUCUUUGGGAAGUUCUUGCAGGUGGAGCAGUAUCCUCUGGCCCAGAUGUUCAUUGGAUAAAGAUGUCCCAGCUUGUAAUAAGUUACUGUAGACUGAGAUCUUUUGGAAAUGGUUUGCCUUUGGCAUGUAACUUGCAAUGGCUAGAUGUCAGCCACAAUGAGAUUGCUGAUGCUGAAGCUGUGAGCUCUAGUCUGGCUGCCUUACCUAAAUUAUGUUAUUUGAAUCUAAGCUAUAAUCGUUUGACUAAAGUGCCUGUACCGUCAUAUGGUCCUCCUUGUCCAAUUCAAAUUUUACUUUUAUCACACAAUUAUGUUGAAAAUUUAAAUGGAAUAGAGCGUUGGACUGGCUUAAGGGAGUUAAAUCUCGAAGUUAAUCAACUGCAAGACCAUUCAAGUUUGCAACCUCUUCGCACCUUGUACCAAUUGCAACAUAUUCGACUUGGUGGCAAUCCAAUUAGCUAUCACAAACGUCAUCGCUUACGUGCAGCGUCUUACAUGCCUCCGAGGGCAGUUUUUCCCAAGCACAAUUAUCGCCGAGAUGCUGUCAAAAUCAGCCCAAUAUGCCACAAAUUGUUACAGUUCAUGAUUGAUGGUCAGAAACUCUCAGAAGCUGAAUUACAAGCUGUUAGGGAUGGUCCACUCCCUACAAAUCUGAGUUCCAAUUCAAGCAGAAGUGAACAUGUCUCAAUUGAUCUGUCAACUGAAUCCAACAAGAUUCUUGAAAGCUCUGUAGUUUCUGGCUCAGAAAUUGAAAGGUCAACCCGAAAGAGUCGGAAAGUAAGAGAAGUCAAAAUUGAAGACUUUGACUUUGACACCCUUGAUGAAUUGCCUGACAAAAGCUUCACUUCAAAUCAAAUGACAGGUUCCAUUGAAUCAUCUGGCGAGCAUUUACAAACCAAGAAGCAGUUAGAAACGGUUAAAGCUCACUUUAAAGAGGACUGGUUGAGGGCACAAGGUGGCUUUGCUGUACAGGAGCUCAUGGGACUGCAGCCCUCCUCAGCAGUUCCAGUAGGCAGUGUAGCCAGCAUUUCAAGUUCCACCAGACCUUUGUUCAAUUCAACACCUCUAGGCUCCCCCAAACCAUCAGCUCUAUAUCCAGGUCACCUUGAUGAGUUGGGGAUUUUUGAGAGCAUCAUCCUAAGAAAGAGUCCUGAUACUAGAGAUAAUAGUGGUGCAGGUCAAACAACACCAUCUAUGCAGUACCAUACUGCUAAUGACUCAGACACUGUGCUCUACGUAUCUACUGGAAAUGAGGAGACACUAUUACCCGAGAAUGGCCAGAAUGGCCUUGCAGAAGCAGGCUAUGAUGCCGAUCUUGAUGAGAAACAUGAACAAGAAGACGAUGAUGUGGCUAAACUUCAAGAUUCUGAAGACUUUGAUGCGGGGGAACAUUCAACCUAUUUAGUGACUAGAAUUAACAUGCCUCACAGAGAUUUAUUUCUUGUUACUACACCAAGGUACAUUAAGGAGAUUGAUGCAAAUUCUGGAAGUGUCAUUCAGCAUUGGCGGCUUAACAGCCUAGAAAGUUGUGUUUUGCUGAGUGCUGUACCUUGUCAAGUUCAACUUACUUUCAACACAGCUGUACCAUCUAAAAAAACGCGUGUUUAUGAAAUGGAUUCAGAUGAGGCACAGAAAGGACUUCUGCCAUCUUUGAAAGCCAUCCUUGAGACCAGAUCACUAAGUGCUUUGAAUGUGGCUGCAUUUCGUUGUAUGAAAUGCUCUGGAGAGUUCUCUGUUGAGCUGAACUCACGUAAAGCUACAAAAGUAUGCCCAACAUGUGGAUCUACUUUGGUGUUUGAGUUGGAUGAAGCUCCACUUCCUACCCUUGGCUCAUCCCAAGGCGGUCCCAAAUCCCAAAUUGAAUCGGCCGUUGUUACACCUUCUGCACCUGUUCCACAGCCAUCAUCGGAGCUCCUACAUUCACCCUCUGAUUCUAGUAUAGAAAAUGUGGGUGUGAAUUCACGAGCAUCAAGACUCCAGGUGUUUGCAGAAGUCCAUCCUUCCCCCUCCAUAGCGCCCAGAUCAGCUGUUUCCUUGGAAUCUCCAGGAAGUGUCAUUCAGCCAUUGACUGACUACCCAGCUACUGUCAAUCAAAGCCUACGUAGGUGUGAAAGUGAUAUUGACAUUAUAAGCAACCCUAGUCAAAGCAGUAUUGAAAUUUUGGAUGACGUGAGCCGUACUAGUGGCACUCCAGGCCGCAAACGCUCGUCAGAGGAAAGACAAGUAGUUGCUAUCCCAAGUCUUGUCACUGUUCCUGAGGUAUCAAGUACACUCAGUCCCCUCCCUGCGGGCCUUACUGAAAGCAGCUCAUCUGGAUCGAUUACUGACAGUGUUUGCACUGCCUAUGAGAAUAACACAGGUACAGGAGGGAUGGGUCUGCGCCGAGGAGGUCAAGGACUUGCAAAGUCAGUUCUUAAGGAGGAGUUCAGUAGAGAAAAUUCACCUCGGUAUAAAGAGGAGCCUGAGCAACAGGAGCCUUCACCACAACCCACGUCAUUAUCUAAUGUAUUAGACAAUUUGUUGCAAACUAUGAGCUCAAAGAUUUCUGCAUCAGAAUCUUUGGAAAGAAAAACCAGAAAGAAAAAUGCUGUUCCUGAUAGCAUCAUCCAAUAUAACUAUGUUGAUUUCUCUGCUGUGGAUCAUCGGUUGAAGCUCCACCUCCAUUUAUCUAUAUUGGAUGCAGAUGAACGGGAGGUGCUACAGCUGCUAUUAAGGGGAGAGGUUGUGACCGGAGUUCCUGAAAAUCGCUAUCCAGGAAUCCUUCUCAUCUCAUCUCAGAAGGUUUACAUAAUGAAAAUCACUGGACCAGAGGAGGGUGAUGCAGUGGACCGUUGGAUUUCCAGAGUUGUUGCUGUUCCUCUGGAAAAGCUUCUGUCAAUUACAGCCUUGCCAUGGGGCUUGGGGAUAUCUCUGACUCUUCAGGGUGCAUCAACAAACAACCUGGUUAUGGUGCUGAGAGAUCAACAGUAUACUCAUAGCUUUUUUACUUUUCUAAAAGGUUUGUCUAAAGAACCACAUUGGAAGAUUGAAAAUGUUGCUCCAGAGAAACACUCCUUAUGUGCAACAGGAGCCUUGCAAGAUAUGAUUAAGAACAUUUUGCCUGAGGCAGAUUUAUCAAUAAAACUCGCUGCAUUGCUUUGUUCAUGUCAUAUUUCCAAGGAUGAAGAGGAUGAGAAUUACCCUGGGAGUUUGCUGCUGGUUACAACAACAAGUCUUUUGUUGACUUCUGACAAUUUGCAUUGGCUCAUGCCUCCUGAAUACGCAAGUGCCAAUGAAGUUGCUGCUGAAUGUAUUGGCAAACAAUCAAUCAGCAACCUUAUCCAAGUGGAAUCUGAUGGAGCUGCUAUGUGGCUCCAAUUUUUGGAUGAGGCAGCAGGGGGAGAAGAAACAUGGAAACUCAACCUUCAGUCUGAAGAUGUUCUUGAACAAAUUGUAGCAGCUAUACGCUCACCAUGGGAAGAACUUUUUUCAGUGCCUCUGCAUGUAGUCCAAGUUAAUAAAACAUAAUUUUUAUUCUAAUUUCUACAAGAGUAAGAAUCAGAUGCCAACUUUUAUUCGAUUUAACUAAAGACAGUAGUUUAAAUCAUCUGCCUUACCCUUAACUGAUAUAUUCAAUAUUUUUGAAGGAUUCUACUUGUUAACAAUCAAAAGUCAUUCUUAUUUAUUCAUCUGUGAUAUUUAUAUAUUCAUCAUUAGUAUUUUAUUCGGGAAAGGAAAAGAACAAUCUUUAUAAGUUGUGCUAUGGCUGUGGCUGAUAAAUGACAAUUUGUGAGAAGUCGCUCUUGUACUCAUGCUGUACUCAGGCUGCCUUUGUUUUUGUGCACUUAUUUGAAAGAUCAGCCAAAAUAACAAUGCAAUAAUAGUAUGAAUACUUGUUUAAUAACAUGUUGAGAUAUUUUUCUGUAAGAUUUUAUGCAUCUCAGGGCUACAUCUAUUUCCUAUGCAAGCAUGAGGUGUAGCGACCUAUGUUUUGAUCGUACUGUUUAUACUUGCUUUAACUUUCUGUUCUUCUACUCAAAGGAAUAGAAUAGGGUCUGUUAUUGUUAAUAAAUUUACUUGUUGAAGUUAACUUUUAAAUGAUUGGUUCAGGAACCAAGUUUUUACAUGCUAUCUAAACACACCAACUGUGGUGUGCCAAACAUUUUGUAACUUAUAAUGUUUACACAGUUUUAUGUAUCUCCAUAUACCGUUCAGAAAUGCUGAAAACAAUAAAGAAAUAUAUUUUAAUUUAAAUCCUU